ACUGUGUCAUGGCGUAGCACGCUCUUUGGCGUUGGACCUGCCAAUGUACUGAUCAAAUCACUCAGUAAAUUAGUCGUGUAAAUCGGGCAUAAUAUGCAUUUGGAAGUUUCCUCCAAUACUCAGUGUGAUAUCAUAAAACGCGGAAGGACCUGUCAUGGAAAUAAAUAAAAAUCUAAUGUAGAUAUUGAGUAGCCUGGUGUCCGGUAACCAGCGAGCUAGCAUGAAAUAUAGUCUAUAUAGUUAGUAGCGUACCCGUUUAUUUUCUGCAACGUUCACACAGUUCUUAACUAGCUAGCUAGCUGCCUAGCUAGUUAAGCUAAGCUACCCAUUUGUAGGAUUUAGCUGCCUAGCUAAAAGCUAACUAAAUUACGAGCAAGGAGUAACUUAUUUCCGAGCAAUGUCUGUACAUUUUGAGGAAAGAAGCGGCAUCGUCCCCUGUCAGACACCAUGGGGAGUGUGGUAUCAAACGAUGGAAGAAAUUUUUAUUGAAGUAAACGUUCCACCGGGGACGUCUGCCAAAGAAAUAAAGUGUGUCCUCCAGAGCAAACAGAUACAACUAUCUGUAAAGGGACGUGAAAUAUUGAAGGGGAAAUUAUUUGGAACCACUGUUGCUGACGAGGGAACUUGGACCCUGGAGGACAGGAAGCUGAUCCGCAUCGUGCUGAUGAAGACGAACCGGGAAGCAGGGAACUGCUGGCAGUCUCUGCUGGAAGGGGAGUACUGUGCCAAUGCCUGGGUCCAGGACCAGAUGCAGAGGAAGCUGACUCUGGAGAGGUUCCAGAGAGAGAAUCCUGGUUUUGACUUCAGCGGUGCAGAGAUUUCUGGGAACUUCGCUGGGGGUGGGCCAGACUUCUCCAACCUGAAGUGAAGAGACUGGCUUUUAAGAUCUUACACUGGCAGCGACUGGGGGAGAGUUGAGCGACAAGACUAAAGCAGAGAUGCAAAGAAGUCUUUCUUCCGCCGCCCCGUCCCGUCCCGUGGGAGGAAUUAAAAUGUGCCCCAGUUCUGAACACAGCCUGGAAACUUCUGCCAUGGAAUUAUUGGAGUGUUCUGUGAAAACUUUUUUUUGGUAUACUUGUGGGAAGGGGGGGGUGCAGAGGUAAGGUUAAAUAUGCAUUUCAGACAUCGAGUCUCAACUUCACGUUAGUUCAGCAUUACGUGCAAGUCGAUCAAAGCUUCAUUUGUAGUUCCAGUACCACACCACAAGCCUUGUGGGGAAAACAAAAGUUGGCUAAUAUUCUGUAGCCUUUUCAAAGACUCUUGAGGCAAAAAUGCACCCGGAGGAGGAAUAAUGCAGGAUGUAUUUGUAUUUCAGACGCACGUGUCCAGCAUAGCAAGCUCAGGUUUAACUCCUCAGAAUAAACUGAUUCUAUCUAAUUAAAAUGGUUAUGUUUUUUUCCCCCAAUUUUGGAGUGGGAGAAUUGUGUACUUUUUCCAUCAGUAGAGCCAUAUGGCUAUUUCAAAAUUAUUUUUUGCACAUGAAAAGAAUGCGUUUUAAAUGACAACUCCCAUUUGUACAAGAGAUUUGUUGUUACCCUUCAAACUUGACAGCUGUAACAUGCACAUUUAUGCUGUUGCUCUACCACCUGCGUGUCACUACCUGUGGAUUUGCAACAAAUGGCUGUUAAAAGG
Anguilla anguilla (European eel) is the source of this 1632-nucleotide messenger RNA. RefSeq names its product NudC domain containing 2 (gene nudcd2). Gene Ontology annotation, cellular component: cytoplasm. The transcript has 4 exons. Lineage: Eukaryota; Metazoa; Chordata; Actinopteri; Anguilliformes; Anguillidae. The record is from RefSeq and is a predicted model, not a curated record. Gene Ontology annotation, biological process: protein folding. Bases 398 to 868 code for a protein of 156 amino acids.